AGAAUCGUCCUUUGCGGCAGGCAAGCCACUUGGUUUCUUUCUCUCUUUUUUUUUGUUUUGAGAACUUCUUAGUUUCCGGUGGUUGUAGAAGGGUUUUGGUUUCUCUCGUUCAGCGCAGAGCAUAUAGAAGAGUAUGGGGACAGAAGAACUGUGGGAUGAUUCUGCUCUUAUCAACGCAUUCGAAGAUGCGAUGUCCAAGUACAAGAAGAUGCAUGGUAAUAAAAUCAAGGAUAAUUUGAUUGAUGGAGGAAUUCUUGGCUCUGCUACUGCAGAUAAAAGACAUGGAGCUGUAAGUGAUGCAGAUGAAAACAAAAAUGUCAUACCAGAUGCUGCAGAAGAAUUGGGAGAGACUAAAAAUCUUGCACCUGUUGAGGAAAAUCAGUGUUUGGCUUCAGUUGAGCCUGAACCCUGUUUAGAUUCAUCAAAUGGUCAACACAAGCAAGCAGUCCAUGAGUUUUCAUAUUCUCAAAACUGGGAAGCCUAUCAGCUACUCUGUCAUCAGUACUAUGAUCUCGAGGAAAAGAGGCAAAGGAUUCUGCAUCAGCUUCAACAAUUUGGUUGUUAUGGUCACCAAUGUCCUACUGAAAGUUAUGAUUCUAGCCAACAAUGGGAUACCUGCUGUACUUAUGAAGAUCAUUCAGUCCCUACAACCAAACCUUCAUUCUCAACUGUUGCCUGUUCAUGUUGCCCAUAUGUUUGUCAUGGUUCAGCAGCACCAUGCACUUCAUUUCCCACUUGUUCUUUGUGUGGAACAUGUGAUGAGAAAAUGCAUGCUAAUUCUUCUGCAGCAAUAGGUCCUGCAAAGCAUUCCCCUCACAACAAUGAUGACAUUGUUAAGACAGCAAUGGAAGCUGCAGAAAGAGCAAUGUCUUCUAUGAAGGCGAUAUCAUCCAUUAAUUCUGGUGCAGAAGGUACUUCUAGUGACUUACCUCCAGUUCCAUCAUCACCUACUUCGGUCAUGCCUUCAGUAGCAAUAGCUACUCCUCUUGCUCUCCGAAAAGAGAAAGGGAAAGGAAAAGACGGUGAGGAAAUGUAUCAAAGCACCAGCUCUGAAACAGAUAUAAGUGUCGUUUUAAAUGCUUGGUACUCUGCAGGCUUCUACACGGGCAAGUACCUUACAGAGCAAUCUAUUAUGAAGAAAAAGCACUAAUGGGCUAAAUACUGAACUGUGGAGAAGCGGUACAGUGAAUUAUUUGCAAUUUUUUUAUGUAUCCACUUUGUUGAAAAGCAAGUGUUCACAAACUGGUUCUUUUUCUUUUUGGUUUUUAUAUGCUUCGAUAUUAGUUGCCAGUUUUCUUUUUCUUCUUAAUUUCACUGGCUUGGAGCUUCACAUAUUAGAGAUUAUUCAUUUUAAUACAAAGACCAUACAAGUGCUUGCAUUGCUUUA
This is a messenger RNA of Manihot esculenta (cassava), 1387 nucleotides long. RefSeq lists its product as uncharacterized. The transcript has 6 exons. The record is from RefSeq and is a predicted model, not a curated record. Bases 134 to 1150 code for a protein of 338 amino acids. NCBI's taxonomy places the organism in Eukaryota, Viridiplantae, Streptophyta, Magnoliopsida, Malpighiales, Euphorbiaceae.